CUUCUCAUCCCCACCUGACAGCACUUCUCUGCUCUGGCUCCAGGAGACCUGAAGUUCUGAACAUCAGCAUGUGAGUCAGUGAUGCAGCUUGUCACAGGAUGUCAGCGUUCAGAGAAAGCAGCAGGUCCAUUUGGCACAGUGUCAUCUUCAUGUCAGGACAGGAGAACAAUUUCAUCAACCUCAGCUUUCUCCGCCUCUUCCGUGCUGCCCGGCUCCUCAAGCUGCUGCGCCGAGGCUACACCAUCCGCAUCCUGCUGUGGACCUUCGUCCAGUCCUUCAAGGCCCUGCCCUACGUGUGUCUGCUCGUCGCCGUGCUGUUCUUCAUCUACGCCAUCAUGGCAUGCAGGUGGGUUUUUGGAAAUACUGCCCUGGAUGAUGACACCAGCAUCAACCAGCACAAUACCUUCAGGACGUUUUUGCAAGCCUUGAUGCUGCUGUUCAGGGGUGCCACUGGGGAGGCCUGGCAUGAGAUCAUGCCGUCUUGUCUCAGCAACCGGGCCUGUGAUGAGCACACCAAUGCCAGUGAGUGUGGGAGCGACUUUGCCUACUUCUACUUCGUCUCCUUCAUUUUCCUUUGCUCCUUUCUGAUGUUGAACCCCUUUGUGGCCGUGAUCAUGGACAAUUUUGAGUACCUUACACGGGACUCUUCCAUCCUAGGGCCUCACCCCCUGGACGAGCUCAUCCGGGUCUGGGCUGAGUAUGACCUGGCCGCGUGGCUGGGACCGGACUCCCUGACUUCCCUAGAGAGGAAUCCCUCUGCCUCUCCUCCUGCCAUUGGUGCUGGUCUACAGGGACCCUGUGCUCUGGAAAGCCGAUUUUCCUG
Molecule: messenger RNA, 823 nt
Organism: Zalophus californianus (California sea lion)
Lineage: Eukaryota; Metazoa; Chordata; Mammalia; Carnivora; Otariidae
Product: voltage-dependent N-type calcium channel subunit alpha-1B-like
Exons: 7
Biological process (GO): chemical synaptic transmission; calcium ion import across plasma membrane
Cellular component (GO): neuronal cell body; voltage-gated calcium channel complex; membrane
Molecular function (GO): high voltage-gated calcium channel activity
Source: RefSeq, a predicted model, not a curated record